AUGUCGCUAUUCAAAUGGAAGUAAUAAAUUACUACUGCACUGUUGUGCGGUGUUUUCGUGCGAUACGACGCUUUAAUGAUACGAAAUAACAAUGUUAUAUUAUUGUCCGCAAACAAAAAGAGAUAACGCGGAAUUUCGUGUUUUCGCAGACGACGGUGGCAGCAGACGCAUUUCGGAUGGACGUGUACGGAGCGUGCGGCGGUUGAAGACCGGACGGCGAGUGCAGCAGCGGAGACGUGUACACGAGGCUCGGAGAAGUCGCCGGCGCCCGUAAUGAAGUCGUCGUCGACGACAAACACAGAAACGACGACGGUACUGCGAUCCUCGCUGACGCUGGCGCUGCUGUUGGCCGUGCUGUCCGGAGCCGUUUCCGGUACCGUGUCCAUCACCCGACACCACCGCGGCGAUUUGUUCGACGUUUCAGGUAAACGACUGCAACACGGAAAUAUUACGAUGUUAUGACGCGUCACCGUUAUCACAUAAUUAGGGUCACGAAAUAAAAAAUUGCAAUCGGAAAACGAUUUCGAGCAGGGUUCGGUAAACCGACUGGUAUAUUAAUAUGAUAUUGUACAAAACCAAUAGCACCCAUUGUUAUGGGGACGGGCACAACGGCCGGGAUGAAAAUUAUUCUAAACGCAUAAGAGUAGGCAUGAAAUAUUGUGCACAGAACGGUUUAUUCGCAUAGCUCCGAAAAUAACGAUUGCACUAUUGUUUCCAAUAUUUUCGGCUCUUCAGACGGACACCGAAUAAAACAUGUAUAUUUUUAUUCUUUGAGCAUAAUAAAUUCGUUAAUGUAAAUAGAACGAGUAUUUAGCGGCUAUGCUCGUGCACGUGCGACGUGUUGAAACUGACCGGCUUCUCGAUAAAUAAUACACGGUGUAUUUUCGUGAUGGACGAUUUUUUUUUUUUUUUUUUUUAAAUUUUUAUUACUGCAAUAAAGAUGUAAUAUUAAUUGCGUCCAACGGUACUUUAUACAUCCGAAAUCUUAUAAUAUAAUAUCAAAAACAUAUUGGGGAGGAUUAAUAUUGUCGUAAUGAACUGAGCGAUAUAAUAUUCAAGGGCACGUGUAUACGUACGUCAUUUUACGAGCAAUCUGAAAAUAUAGGUAGAAUAACGUUACGACUUAUGUAAGCGAGUUCCUUACGAUAUUAUACGGUUUUUUUUUUUUUUUUUUUAAUACGGAUUUCUCUCGGUAUCAAGGUGCGGCCAACUGUACCUAUAUCGUCGGAGUGUUUCGAAUUUUUCCAAAACGUGAUUCUGGUGGUUUUCCAAAAGGGAUACACGAUUUACCGUUGUUUGUUGAAUUCGUCCGAGCAACUUCAGCCGCAGGCUAUUACUACAACUGCAGACAAAUAUAAUAAUAACGAGACGAUCGUAAAUCAUCAAUAUUAUACGGUUAAAGCGGGUUUUGUUUUUUUAAAAAAUUUUUAACCGCGGACUGCUCGAAUGGCCCUUUGACGGCGAUACCGAAUUAUAACGACGGGGUCAUAAUUCAAAGAACGUACCGAAGAAACGAUCGCAAACUAUUAUAAUAUUGCAGAGGUGUGUUUUCGCAAGACGGCGACACGAGAACUCGACACUGCAAUAAUAAUAACAAUAAUAAUCAUCAAUCGAAAAAACCGCACUCUAUAUACGCGUGGCCGACAAAUCGAUUAAAAUUUAAAAGUAUAAUAACAUUAUUAUGUCCAUCGAAUUGAAACGUCUUAUUCUUAAACACGCAUUAAUGUUUAUAAUUAUUUACUUAUUUAUUUUCUGGUUUUUUUUUUUUUUUUUUGUAGAAUUAUUUUUUAAGUAAAAUUAUCACGUAAUAUUUCCGCAGUAUUUUAUGGCAAGUCGCACACUGUGCAUAUCUAUAUGUACCUGCACGAGAGAACGCCACACCAAGAUUUGUUGUUCGCAUAUGCCUCCCGUGCAUAUGAAAUAGAAAAUAAAAAAAAACAAGUUUAAGCAACCAUAAUAAUCAAUACUCAUCAGUCAUAAACACGAUCGGCAAUCGAUUUUGGAGCAAAAGAAAUCAUUUUUUUUAUUAACUUAUUUUUGUUAUUUCCACAAUCCGUUACGUACUUCAAAGUCUAAACAGUAACUGUAUUUUAUUUGAAUUCGAUAAUAAUAUAAUUAGAGACUUAGAAUUAAUUCCGUUGGAAAUGAAUUUUUUUUUCUAUACAACCUAUUACGAUAGUAUCAUUGCUUCAGUACCUAUACCUAUAAAUAAACUCAAUUAUUCUAUAUUCUAUGCCUUCAAAACUUCUCACUUACAAGCGUGGCCUGCCCAUAAUGCAAAGUAGGUCCAGAUUUUUUAAAAUCACUUUUCGAUAAUUUUAUAGCGUUUAAUGGAUACGAGCCAUGAUUUUUUUUUUUUUUUUUUACUCACACAAUAUUAUAUGAAACGCGUAUAUAAAAGACGAAAGGUAUCAAACGUCGUCGUGGCGACGUCUCUUAUGUUAUUAUACGUAGACAUUAAAAAUAUAUAAAAACGAUAAAUUAUAUAAACGUCUUUGCGAUCGAAUAUAUUAUAUACUUAUAUAGGUAAUUUAGUUUUUAUAUUUAUUUGUAUAUAUAUAUAUUUUUUUUUAUUAUUAUUAUUUGCAGUUACCGUAUUUUUAUAUACACGACUGGUACAAAUCCGCUGGCUAAUUGCACCGCGGCCAAUACGUCGCGUAUAAUUUAAAAAAAAAAAAAAAAUAAAACCAUAUAAAAACAUUACCAAAGUAAAGUACUAAUAAAAUAAUAUAAUUUAAUACUUCUCGAUUUAAAAUACAAUAUAGGUAUACUAUUAUUCCUGGAAAUAUUGUAAAACAUAUAGUAAUAUUCCAUCUCAUUCCGUCCACGACAAAGUUCAACAACCCGUCUUUAAGUAUGUAUUUCCCUUUGACUAAUAACAUCUUUAUCGCCAGUCACGUGCAUAAUAAUAAUGCAAUAUAGAUACUAAACUGAGCUAAACUAUUUUCGGGUAUGAAAAAUUCGGUGGGACGGCAGUAAUUCAAAAUUAGAAAAUUCGCAAAAUACAUAUUUGAACAAACCAUGCGAUUAUUGAAGUUUAAUAUAAGUAUAUUAACUUGUGGCUGUACGCACAAGUAAACGGUUGGAACAAGAUUUCUGAUCGAGAAAUUGUUAACAAAUAGAAAAGAACACGUCGUAAUAAAACUAUAUACACAUUACUAGCUUCGUUCAGAAUUUAAACAAUUUCUCUUGAGUAAGAGUAAUAAAGUACUUGUCUACGUAUAAUUUUUAACCUAUGCAAAUAUUAUGUUAACACUCGCAAGUCUCAAAAAAGAAUAUAAUAUCUAAUUAUUAUCAAAUAUAUUUGAAUUAAAUGAUUCGCAAAAACAGUGGUGGGGUUUUGGUGAGGGGCCCAUAGGCGCCGUAAAACCUCGUCACCCCCCCCCCUAAAUACUUCGACGAUGUCAUUUUAGUCAUUACGCAUUGUUGUUAAAUCAUGAACUAUGAAUAUUAUAUUAUAUAAUAUAUAUGUAUAUUUUUUUUAAUAUGUAGUUAUAGAAAUUAUCAAUAUUACAACCACCACUAUCGAUAUAUUGAGUUGUGACGCACCUCUAUCGUAAAACUCAUUCACUGUUCUACAUACUAUGUCUGCAUCAAAAUCAUCCAAUUCAGUCAACGGUUUUACACGUUUAUACGUCUUACGCGGAGACUAAAUUGAUGACUAAACCAAUAACGAAGGCAAACAUGAUAUAAAAAACCGUAUACAUAAGCGAAGUCGCCCAUUGUGCUGGUUGACCGCACACCACCCAAAUAUACAUAUAUCGAUCGCUCUUCGCGUAACUCAGUUUGAAAACUCCCGUUUAUCGAAAAAAAAAAAAAAAUCGUUGCUAUCAUAUUUGCCAGCGGUCUAUUUUCAUUCUCCCGAAAUCAUAUGUAGAUUUAUAAUGAAAACCACGUAAACUCAGCGGUACUCGGAAAUAAAAAAAUACUCGCGAAUAUUAUCGUUCCGAAACACAUUUCAGUAGGCGUAUUAUACAACUACGAUGUUGUAAUUGAAUAUAAAAACUUUAGGUCAUUCCGAAAUCCAAAGCCACGGGAAAAUAACGAAAUCCACGCGAGUUCUUACAUUAUUUCUCAAAAACCGUAAUCUUGUUUGCCAACACUGAAUACACAUCCCAUCCCGCACUCGGCCGCUAUAUAUACAAACUGACGAAGACGAUUACGAUUGUUCCUCAUUUAUUGUGCAGGCCAAGAAUAUAUACUGACUGUGGUUUUUGAGCUAGUCCAAAAAAUCUGUCACCGAUAAAGUGUGAAUGACAAACAUAAGUGUAUACGAAAAAAAAGACGUAUGAAUAGUUCUGGACACUCGAGUCGGCAGCAAGUUCUACUCUGUGCCUUUUAAUCAGCUAGGCGUCCUUACAGAGGCUGAUGUAGAUAUGAGUAAAUGUAAAUUCUCCUAAAAAGAUUUUUUUUACCGUAUUAUAUGUGUAACGCAAACUCCCUUGAAAACAGUAAAACACCAUUCGAUACCGCAAGCCGAUUUAAAGCAAUGGUUUGUAACGUAUUCUUAUUCAAUUUUUUUUUUUUUGCAAAAUCUUAAUUUUUUAACUAGUAGUAAUAAUAAAUUUAGUACAUUAUUUAACUCAAUUUUUGCAGAACACAAUAAUUAUUGUAUAAAUUGUACAAUAAUUAUGAUAAAAGGAAGUAAAAAUAGAAAGAAAAUUAUAAAAAUUAUGUUUCAUUAAUGUCUUUUACUCUGUUUAUAGUAAUUAUUGAUGAAAUCGUUUUAAGAGAGUUACAAUAAUUAUAAAUGGACAAUGAUAAAAAAAAAAUAACUGAAAAUAGUUAAUGUAACACACAAAAUACGUAUGUUUGAGACUGUAUUAAAGUACACCAAAGAUUCUCAUAACGGCUAUAACCCAAAAUCCAUCCGGCGAGUUUAAAUAGUUGCAUAAAAUACGCGGAUCGGACUAAUGCACUAUCCGCACAGAGUGCAACUAUACCCGUUUAACUAGUGUAUAGUUUGUUUCACGUUCGAUUUAACCGUUUGUGAUUUUUUUUUUUUCGCACAGACGUGAAAUGUUCAAUGGAGACUUGCGUCGGGGUGAGUAGCGGUACGGCGUCCCAGGUGGAUUUCAGCGGCAUUGACGAUCCGGUUCCAGCCAUCGGCAGGGGAAAACAACAUAUUCCCGGGACGACCGCAGGGGCGCUGUCCAAUAGCGGCUGCCGGUGCCAGUGCAUCCAACCCGUGCCCGUGUUCAGAGACGAUUUGAGAAUAUGUGUAGACGAUCUACAAGGUGAGUGUGUCCGGACUGUUUUGCAAUGGUCGGGGAGACAAGGGAUAGGGAUUUACCGGUUUGGGCCGUUCGAUAACAUGACUGACGAUGAAAAUUACAGAGACCAAUCAGAUACGAAAAACAUUCGAAUUUCAUAAAUUACGAUUAAAAUGUGUAAAAUCAGAUAGGGAAAUAGUACAACCAUUGCCAGUAGUAUUGUAAAAAUAUCGAGCUAAAUAACCUGCUGUCUACGAAUAUUACGAAAGUGAACAUAUAAUAUUAUAAAUUAUUAUACGCAGUGAAUACCUGCAGAGAAUUCGCAUUUUUCAAGGUAACUAGGUAAAUAUUACCCUUCUAUACAAAUUUGAAAUUUACCUAUCAAAUGAAGGACAAUGUUCGCGCGAACCAAUACAAUUAUAUCCUUUAGGUAAAUAACUCAAUUUCUCUUCGGUCGGCAAAUGUUUAAGUUUGUCCCGAUAACCCGGUCCAACGAAUAUUGAAACGACGCCAAUAUAAACGGAAACUGAUUACGAUUUGUUUUAAGUAAUUUAAAUACUGUCAAAUAGGUUCGCCAUUUCUUCGUGUAAUAACAAACGAAAUCAAUUACAGAAAACGCUUAUUAGAGAUAGGCCCAGAUUAACGCCAGUGUAAAUGGUACCCUUGCACUUGACUCUCAAAAUACAGGGGCUCGAAGAUUUAUUCUCCGUCCACCCAUUUUUUGUUAUUGGAGAUUUAAUAUUUCACUGUUAUUUAUCUCAGCAAGACAAAACAAUAUAUAUAUAUAUAAUACAUCUCAGAUACAGUCGGAUAUAUAGAAGACACUUAGUGGACCGUCGUUUACAGAGUAUUCUCAAACUGUAUAAUUUGAAUAAAGAUCAAUGGUUAACGCGGAGUGGGCAUACUCCCUGAAAAUUGUUCCUGCGUUCGUCCUUGAUAUAAAUACCUACAUAGAUUAGAGUCCCGACUCGGAUUGUGCACUUGACCACCGUUUCAGUUAAUCAGACACUAACUAGAGGCAUGCAAUACAAAUUAAACUUGUCUUGUGCCGCCUGCGAAUCACUUUACGUGAGGAAAAACGUUUACUUUCACGUAAGUCGCAACAAUAACGGCGGCGUCGUCGCAGUUUAUUGAAUAUCGUUGCCACUAAGUGUUUGUUUCGUAGAAAAAAAAAAAAAAUAUAUAUAUAUAUAUAACUAUACUAUUAUAUAUUAUUUAAACAUCCCGACGGACGACGAUGCGGCCGGCAAACAAAGCGUAGAAAAUUCGAUCGGUCCUGGAGAAAUCCGAAAAGAAACAAUAUAAUGUAUGCGUGUGUUUGUGUGCGUGUGUGUGUGUGUGUAAUAAAUAGUAAUAAUAAUAUGAUAUGUGUCUAAUGUUUAUUAAAAUAUGCAUUUAUCUUAAAAUAUAUAACGACGCUAACCUAGUAACACGGUUCCAGUGCAUCUAUGUGGACCAAUUGAUUUCUGCAGAAAUCAUACCGUCGUCGAAACGUACAAUAUAAUAUGACGCGAAUUAAACGCUAAAAGAACUUUGUUUUAUCGAGCAGAAAAAACUAAACGAAAUAAUACAUUACUCGAAUAGAACCACGAAUCAUAUAAGAACAAAAAUUCUCGGUUCAAAUGGUGUCUGUUUAAAAAUUGAGCUAGAGAGGUAGGAGAAAGGGAUUGCAUCAUUUUGACUCAGGUUUCUGACUCCAAGGAGCCCCCCCUCACCGGCCGCAAUCUACGAUAUUGUUUUCGUUCAUAAUACUUACCUACUGUUAAAUAUAUCAAUUUUUUUUAGAUUUUAUUUACGAUGUUAGAAGAACAAAAUCAAUAAUAAAAGUUUAAUUAACUUAACUAUGUAAGCAUUAGGACACAUAUUCGAAAAACUAUACCACGACUACAUUGGAAUUAUUGGGUGUACUAUAAUACAAUCGGGAUUUUAAAAAUUCGUAAUUUAUUGUAAAUCCAUAAUUCAUAUUUUGAAACUUUUAUUUUUAAUUAUUUUAGUUAUGCAUUUUGAAUUGUAGGUAAAAUCACAAUAAUCUUUCUUUUUAAAUAAAUUCGUAAACUAAUGAUAAUAUACCAUUAAAAAUGUAGCGAUUUUAAAUGUAUAAAUCUAUUGGAUAAUAAUAGUUAUAUAUUUAUUAAACAAACUAAUUAUAUUUUUUUACCAUUCAAUAUUAACUGUUAGUUUCAUCUAAAAAAAAAAAAACAAAACAAAAAAAUGGUUUUGAAAAUUCCAUUGGAAACUCGUGAUACUUGCCAUAAAAGCUUCGGUAAUCAUGCAAUUUCUCUAUUUUUAUAAACAACAAAUGUACGAUGAGCAAAAAUUCUAGUUAUAUUAUAUAGACGUCUAAAAAAAAGUAUAAAAAUACAUUUGUGAUGUACAUUUCGCACAUGUUAAAAAACUGAAACCGAAACCGAAUCGAUUUACGCUAUUGACCCAUAAUGCGAAUGUGUUACCAACAAUUACACGGUGAAUAAUAAUAAACUCCGUCACGCACACCAAAUAACAAGUCCUAAUUUUUAAUUUUUCACAAGUAAUUGGAAUUAAAAAGAAAAAAAUAUAUUUAGAAUAUUUUCCCAGUUAAUAUUUAUUCCGUUUGGAUUUACUAUUUUAGUUUAAAAAAAAAAAAAUGAUAGUUUCGAUAAAUUGUUCAUUUAUCAAAUUAGACACAUGGAAACAUGUUUCAAUCAUAUUAUGAUGCUUAAGAACAUUAAUGAUAAAAUAAUAUAGCUAUGCAAUAGUUAUCAACUAUAUAAUCUUCCGUUCAAUUAGAUUAUGUUUAAGCAUUACAUUAUUUUCAUUAACAAACCGGCAAAUUAAACCAAUCAUUUAAAUUCAAAUAACAAAUCGAAUGCACUAAAUUUUUGCUUACAGACCAAAUUUGAAUCAAAGCUACACUAUACACACAAUAAAAACAUAACUUAAAAAUAAAAAGUAGUUUCUUUUGAAAUAAAUUUCAAACUAAUAAAACAAAGUCGAGCAAUGGGGCAAACCAAUAUUAUAGGUGGUAAGUUAAGAUUGUAUAUUAUUUUUAUUUAGGGUACCUAUUUUAGUUAAUUUACUGAAAGAAGGGUUAAAUCUUUGCAAAAAAAAAAAAAUAAUAAAAAAAAUAAAUAAAGAUUCUGAGUAAUCAUAACCUAACUCGGUUAAAUAGCUAAGUUAGAUGAAUUUUUUAUAUAUCUAUAGGAAAUCAAAAUUCAAACGUGAGAGCCACAUUUAGAAGUUGAAAAACCAUACUUCGGGAUGCUGCGAGAUGCCCGUCUGCUCAUCAAAUAUGUAUAUAAACAAUUUCAAAUAAAUAGUAACAUCGUGCAGAAAACAUGAAUGUUUAGUAGGUACUAUUAAACAACAGUCGAGCACCUAUUCGACUGUUGUUUCAAAAAAAAAAAAAAAAUGUUAAAACCAAGAACGAAUAUCUUCAAACCCAGAUAUUUUCGACAUGAAUAACUUGAUAAUUAUUUCUAUUUUAGAAAAAGUAUAUAAAUAUGUUAUAUAAUACAACAUGUUUAAUUGACAGUUGACUGAACUAGACAAUUUUUUUUUUUUUGGUACUCAUAAACUCGAGUGCUCGACUUUUGAAUUCAAUUAGGAAAAAUGAAUACUGGGUUCGACUAGACUCGAUUUCAAAAAUCAAAACUAGCAUAACUCUACUAAACAAUGACUAAAUCGUCGAAUAUAUGUUCGUAUAUAAGAAUAAUACACGCUUUAGAACUCAACGCAUUAACAUUUAACAAUAUAUUUUACUUACGUCUUAUUUGACAUCAAGCUACACAAUACGACUUUAUCGCCAUCGUUUGCCAGUAAGAUGUUUUAAAAAAACCUAAUAAUUAGGCGCGAACGGUCAGCGGUAAGCCGACAAUUGGGAACGGUCAACUGUGUGUAUAUAGAAAUAUUAUAGGAUAUUAUACACACUUAAUUCGGGUCAUAAAAAUACGCAUUUGUGUAUUGCUUGACGUGUAAUCCUGCCUAUUUUAUUGACUUGUUUAUUAUUACUAUACAGAGGCUGAUGACCCGUUAAUCAGAAUUAUAUUCCUUUACCCGAACUGCUUAGAAAACAGCGCGGUCGCGCAACAACCGUUUGAAAUUCCAUUAAGAUUAGACAGUAAGAAAAACUACGGGAUACGAUAAAUUUAAUAGUCCUUGUUUUAAAAUAUUGCUGCAAUUAAAACCAAUAAUAUUUUUAUGAUAACGUUAAAAAAAAAACAAAUUAGUGUGACCAUAUUUAAACUAAAAUAUUAUACGCAAUUUGUAUUACGUCGUUAUAAUAAGGUAUAAACGCCCGUACUUGUAUCAAAUCAGUAAUGUCGACAAGCUUCGUAAACGGUGUAUAGACAAACAAACCCGCUAAUAUCGCACUGUAAAACAUAUAUUUAUAGUAUUUGUUUGCAAAAUGUAAUGUUUUUUUUUUCAUAAUUUGUUCACAGAAUGUUCGUUAGCUUCAUUUGUAUCCGGUACGACGGUGCAAAAAAUACCAUACGUAUUUCUACCGUUACAAGGACAAAUCGUAUAUCCUAGUGCUGAAAUUAAAAUCCCCGGUACGUACUUUUUACAUUUUGUUAUAUACUAAGUAAUAGUAAAUACAGUAUAAGUACUAACGUUUAAUACAGUUUAAAUCGCGGUCUCUGCAAUAAUUGUAUUAUUAUUAUUAUUUAAUAUGUAUACAGGUAUAUUAAAUGCAUUGCCACACUUGAUAUACACUAAGAACAAUUGAAAAUAUAUAUUAAACUAAGUUAGUUUUUUCAGAAUUUAAUAUAAAUAAUGUAUUAUCAACGCCGUAAUGUUUCAACUCAAAAUUUUCCUAUAUAGGCGGAUAGUCUGAACAGUAUUCUUCUCGCGUAUAGUUUUAUUUCGAAUGUGUAUUAUAAUAAUAUUGUUGGUAUAAUUUAAACGAAUUAUGUUAAAUUAAUUUUUAAUUUAUAAUAGGUAAACUUGUAACUAUGAAUAUUCAUUCCUAUAGUGAUCCUAUAGUUCUUUGCAAUCAUAUCUUACUUAAUAAAUUAUACAAAUGAGAAAAUUGGUUUGGAUGUAUGAUUGUUACCACUUUUCACCCAAACUACUGAACGGAUUGAACUGAAACUUUGCACAGAUGUUCAAGACUAGGAAUAAUGUUUAGGCAACCUCCUUCCCUCCCUCCGUAUUCGAGUCCUAAAGUGAGGAAGGGGUAAAACAGGGUUAUUGGUAUUUUAGUACAAAAAUCGAAAUAGUUUUGUUGAUUUAUGAGUAACCUUAGUGGUACGCAUGAAUUAAAAAAAAAAAUUUAAAACUAACAAAACAGGAAAAUAAAUGUUAUUGAUAUUAUUGGGCUCAAGGUAACCCAUAAAUAUAGGGAUGAUAAUUUUUCAAUUAUUUCUUUUGGCGUGGACGGGCAUCGCAAUUGGUAAGUAAUAAUUAUUACCUAUAUUUUUUUUAUAUAAUUAAUAUCCUAAAAAUUUAACUUAUAAUUCAACAAAUUAAACUGUAAAUAAAUAAUAAACGUAUUAUGACUUCAAAUGAGACCAAAAUAUUAUAAUAUUAUACAUAAAAAAUAACUGACUACAUAUUGUACAGUUUAAGCCAAUACUGCGAUUACGAUUUCGAAGAUUCCAGCGGGCCUGGUUUUAGAAGAUGGUUUUAGUACAUCAUUUUUAAGACGGUGCGAGAUUUUAACCAUAGGCUAUAUACGAGGUUGUUCAAAGAAUGCCAAUGUUUAAAUUGCGCGUCAACAGAUUGUCGGCAAGCAAUUUUGACGAAAAUCAUAAAUCAAAACAUGUAUAACCGAACUUCUCUCCGAAUCGUUUUUCAUUAGCACUGGUAGAGCAGCUGUCGGAUAUAAAUUAAUUAAAUAAGUUGAUGUACCCUAUCAUCCCAACUCCCUCUCCCUACUACAGUGGCAUACCGAUCACCAGCAUCAGCACUUUUUUAAUUUUAUUGUUGUCGAAUUUUUUUUGAAAAUACUAUUGCACUAAAUUUUGUUGCAUAUAUCUUUUUCUCGGAAUGAGCCUUGUGAAAUGUUGAAAUUUCUCUGUAAACCAAGGUUAUGUCAUCACAACAGAAGAAAAAAUCUUCUCCAACUCUCCACAAAAAAAGGUUUUCUUUUGGAUUCGUUACAAAAUCACCAAACAUGAAAAACGUAUUUUACAAAAACAUCAGUCACUUCAAAACGAAAAAGGUUAUAGAGAAUCUACAAAAACAAAUAUGUUCAGAAGGUUAGAUUAGGGCACUAAAAAUAUUAUAAAAUACACGUUUGAACUUAAAUAUAUUUAUCCUAUUUCAUAAUUAUUGGAAUAGAAUGUAACUGAAGAUAUUCUCACAAAUAAAUGAAUGUAUAGUUAAGUUAAAAAAUUGAAACACAAUAAUAAAUUGUAAAUUGAACCAAAUAAAUAUACCUAAUCGAAAUAAUUUAUAGAAGUAUUUUAUUGAUGUUAAAUUUAUACGAGUAUAAUAGGAUAUACUACGCAUUAUAAGAAAACACGUGCGGUAAUCCUAAGGGCAUUAGUAUUGAUAAGUAAUGUUUUUUUUAAAUUUAAAUUUAAAUGUAACUUCCUAAUAAUAAUAAACUAAGACGAGUUUAAAUUACGUAGCGAUUGCCUAGUGAGUUAAUACAAUUCAGCCGGUUAUUUCACCUGAAUACUCCACACUUAAAUACAACCGUCGUCAACGCUUGUUUACAAAUAAAAUGUUACGAAUAAUUUAUUUUCAAAUAAAUUAACACUGUCACAAAUACCUCGUGAUAUGUAAAUUCAGUUGGGUACCAUUAAAAAAUAUAAAAACACAAUCAAGACAUAGCACAAAUAAGACGAGUUUUACCCUAGUUUAAAACAAAACAACUUAAUAACAUUCAUGUUUUAGCCGGCAGCGAUCAAAUUAUGUAUUUAUCAUAUUUCCGGCCUUGGUCAAUAGGUGGUAAUGUCAUUUAUCUUCUUAGUCGUAAAUCAAAUCAACUUUUAAUUACAACUAGGCGUGAUUUUUAUCAACAGAUUAAAGAUGAACCAAUCAAACAUUUUACAAUUUCUGUUCCACAGACAACAAAAUAUAAUUUUCUUAUAAAAUUCAGUUUUUCACUUGUUUUCUUAAAUUGUUAAUAAAUCUAAAUAUUACUUAUAGUCCUAAUCCCGAUCCUAAAAACCUAACAGGGUUUUAUUAACUUCAGCUUGCUUGUAUCUAAUAUUUGUAUAACUUAAGAAUUAUCACUUAGAUUAAUAAUACCUUAUAGCAACAUGGGUGUCCAUUAGGGAAGAGGGAAAAUAGGAGGUAUGUUCCCCUGGCUUUUCCGUAUUUAUUAUACAUUAUACGUAUGAAACGUUUAACAGUUUAACGGAAUGGUCAACAUCGUUAAAAAAUUAAAUUAAAAAUAAUACACUGGCUUCCCCUGGGUUUUUGAAAAUGGACACUCUUGAACAAUAAAAAACUAAUGGAUGUUAUAUUUUCCAGGUCUGCAGUAUCCAAUUUGCACUAUAUCCAAAGCGAAAUAUUUAACACGUGGUGGCUGGGUGAAUUUUAAAAAUCAAUCAAACUUCGAAACCCCUUUCCAAAUACACCGAGAAAAUGGUCACAUUAUGUUAUUAGUGAGUUAUUUUGUCGGUAACAUUGUAUGUUUUAUAAAUAAACAACUCACUUAUUAAAAAUACUGCAUAAUAUUUAGAGAAAUUAAAUCAAAUGGUUUUUUAAAUUCCAUUUGACAAUUGAAUAAUAGUGUAUCAUAAUACACAUUAUUUUAACAUAGUAAACUAAACCAAAUAGCUAUAUUUAUAACUAUCAGAUAUUAUAUUAGGGUCAGAAAACUGGAUAUAAUAUACAAGUGCCUAACAAUAUACAUAAAAAACGAAUUCAUUUAUUUAUUUAUUUAAAUUACGUCUGGUUUGUUUUAGAUUUAUGGCGUGCUUCAUAAUAUCUCACAACGAUAGUAAUUAAAUUUAUGUUAUUUUGGUAAAAUGAUACAAUCUAUGUACCGUAAUUUUAUUUUACCCUCUUGCCCUUCAGACUAGUUUUUUUCGAACAAUUCGUUACUAUAUAUAAAUACUAGAACUAUUAGUCAAUAAUAUACUAUUUUUGAAAAACGGAUAGAAAAAGCUAUAAAAAAUCAUAAAAUAAUCAUCUGGGUUAAAAUACGUUAUAAAUAAAACGUAAUACCUACUGGUAUCUUACCACCAGAAGUUGUAUAUUUUAAUUAUUUUAAACAUGUGGAAAUAACAAGAAACCUCUAUACAUUCUUAUUCGUGUGAAGCAGAAAUACAUCAUCCAUAAAUUGACUAUAAUAUCAAUAUUUGUUGUGUAUUGUGUAUUUAAACAUUUUUAAAAUAUAUUAUUUAUAUUUGUAUAGUGGUUAGGCGAUUUUCAAUCAAGGGCGAACAUUGAAGGACGACUGGUGCUAAUCGAAAUGAUUUGUAAAGAGACGUUACAAGAUUAUGAUAACGAUUUUCACCAAACCAUAACGCCUUGUAUUUCAUUCAGAAUAGCGGGAACUCCAAGUAACUAUUAACAAUUAUAAAAUAUAUUUUUUAAACUAAGUGAAAUUAUUCGCGUUACAGGUGUAAAAGAAGUUUUAUUCUCCGCUGACAUAAGGACAACAGACAAUACUCCUAGUUCAGGACUAACAAUAAGCGAACUUAUAGCAGUCGCUAUUUGUUCUAUUUUGUUAGGGCUAAUGUACGUGGCAUCAAUUUUGUUAUAUUUACAUGUUCGCAAAGGAAAGCCCAAAGGAAGAAAUGGUGAUAUAGAGGCAUUUAAAAAUCCAUUAAUGUCAAACGGCAUUACCGAAGAAGGUAUUGUAAAGAACAACCCUCUGUUACAACAUAGUUACAAUGAUAACGAGGCUUACGAAUCGGAUGAAGAUAGAAAUUAUAAUAUGAAUCUGCAAAGAGAACCUUCCAUGGACAUGAUGGAAAAUAAUAAUAAUGUAAGUAAUUUAAACUGAUAUAUAAAUAAAUAAUGAAAAUAUGAAUUAAAUUCCAUUACAUUUAUAACAGAGAAAUUUAACAACGGCUAUUGUACACCCUAUUCAAUCUUUUAACUCUGGUAUUACACAUUCAAUGUAUUAUUCGGAUUCAAAUUCCAUAGAAAAACAUCCAGAAGAAGACAUUUCAAUAGUAGAAACGUUGGACAAUAAAGAAGAUCAUCCAGAUAAUAUUAGAUCAAUAAUGUGUGCUAAUCCAAGAAAAAAACUUUAUUUUAAUCCGGACUAUUUUGAAAUUGAAUUAUUAAUGGUAAUAAAAAAAAUUAUAUGAAUGAAAUAAUAUGUAAAAACUCAAUAUUUAAAAUUAUAAUUAACAAUUUUUUUCAGGCUCCUCCACCGGCGGCAUUAGAAUUUUUAGAUAAGAUCCGUGAAGUUAUACAAGAAGCAAAAAAGAAAAUAGAAACAAAAAAAUUUACACCAAAUCUCAUCAUGAUACCAGAAGAUGUUAAUGAAGAUACAAACGAACAGUCGAAUUCUUGUAAUAAAUGCAAAACUCAAUUUAAAAUUAAAUCAGCUACAAUACAAAAAUGGUUGAUGAAUGUGCCUACAGAAGUUACCAAACCCAAAAAAAAUCAAGCUCCGUGCCCUCCCGUAGAUUCGAAAAAAAAAGAUCAAGUAACAGAUGACGUUCAUAUAAAAUUUAAGAAUGAACUAAAAUCAAAUACUGACGAAGAGAAUGACGAAGAAAACGACGAAGAGGGUAUAAACAUUGAGUGUGAUAGUUUAGAAAGAUCAAUGAAUUACAGACAGCAAUGUGGAUAUCAUACACCAUCUGAAUACGAAAUGGUGAGGCCAGAUUUAAGUCCAGUUUUAAGCAAUUCUGCAUUGCCAUUGGAAGAAGAACUUACAAUCAAAUCGGCGUAUACUUAUGAUACUAUCACAAAAAAAGAAAGUUAUUACGAACAUAUAUCGGGCCCGGAUUGUGUACGAGAAAAACCAAAAAAGGAAACGUUACCUGAUAUUCUGAAUAGAUCUUCUGAGCGGUAUAGUUUAGUCAGCGAAGUAUAUGUAAAUGAUAAUUUUAAUACCAGUAUGUCUCCAAAAAAUACACUAGAUAAAAACAUAAAAAAAAAAAGUUCAGGUCAAAUAACUAUUGAAGUCGAAGACUGCCCCGACAAUCAUCCUGUAGUAGAGGAUUCGGAUAGCUUCGAACCAGAUACAUUAGACAGACACUGUACUAAAAUUAAACCUAAAUUAAAAAUAGCAAACCCAUCAGAUUCGUUUGAACAAUACAGUAGUCCUAAAAACAUAAACAACGGAUUUGGUAGUUUACUAGAGAUCUACGAGGCGAAGAAUGUCAUGGCUGAUGUGCAAAAAAGAUGGAAUACUAAUCAAGUAGAAGCUAAAUACUUAAAACCUGAUCCAAAACAUUGCCGAAGGCAAAGGUGCCCGUCACCACAGUCCGUACCAAAACCUCCAAAAAACGCGUGUGUCAGAAGCACUAGCAAACACGGACUCAUGCAAUUGGAUUGCGUCCGCUCUCAAUGUAACCGGCGAACACAAGAUACCAAGGCUGGUGCUUCUGACAAACAAACAGUCAAAAGUUUGCCUGAUCAUAACAGAUAUGAAGACUCUGGAUAUCUUAGUACUGAAUCCAAUGAAUCAUUUGGAAAAGUGAUGGCUACGAGUUUAGAUACCGAUGAAUCUGGAGCAGAAAGCAUAGAUACAGAUUUCAAAUUUUUCAAAACACGUACAGACCGGAAUUAUUGUGAUUGGUAA
Messenger RNA from Cinara cedri, 15858 nucleotides. NCBI's taxonomy places the organism in Eukaryota, Metazoa, Arthropoda, Insecta, Hemiptera, Aphididae. The record is from the annotation of a GenBank genome assembly.